Messenger RNA from Penaeus monodon (black tiger shrimp), 1718 nucleotides. RefSeq lists its product as uncharacterized. The transcript is spliced from 4 exons. Lineage: Eukaryota; Metazoa; Arthropoda; Malacostraca; Decapoda; Penaeidae. Bases 211 to 762 code for a protein of 183 amino acids. The record is from RefSeq and is a predicted model, not a curated record.
CUCACUCUCACAAGAAUAAACAUCCGCUCUCGAAGGGAACUGCCACUAAAAGGACACGUUCGUAAGACAGAGAAAAAGAGCCACGGCGGACAGGCCAAGCUACACAAGGUCCAGCUCCACCGCCUCGUCCUCGACCCGGGGACACUGGGGUAUCUUGGAGGUCUCACAUCUACCUUCAACAAUAAACCAGCGAGAAACGCCUACUUCAAAAUGAGGAUCACAGAUCGCCCAGUGGUAACCGGCGCUCUAAUCGGAAUUCUAGUAUUGCUGUUUUACUUUUCGAAGGAAAUGAAAAUGAUGGAAAAAUCCAUCAGCUUACUCACAUCCAAGGACUCCAAUCAAGGGGCCGAUGAUCCAACUGCGGCCAGCGAACUGCGUGUGCCCGAGGAGUUCCCUCACCUCUCAGCACAGGACCCGGUUCUGCGUGAGUAUGUGAAAAGGCGACUCAUACAGCCGCCUGCAGUAGGAGAUUAUAACCUCUCGAAGCCCGACAGAGAGCACUUCUCGCAGUACACGCAGAGUCAGGUCGCCAGUAAACUUCUGGAAGGAUUGGAUAAAGGCUUCUUCUUGGAAGCUGGAGCACUGGACGGAGAAGACAAGAGCAACACCUUGUACUUCGAGAGGGAGCGGUCCUGGACGGGCCUCCUCGUGGAGCCGGACCCUUCCCUGUACGAAACGCUCGUCUCGAAGAAGCGUAAAGCGUUCUCCAUCAACGCAGCCUUCUCCCUCUCCAAUUCAUCGGAUUUGGUCUCAUUCGUGUAAUAUGUUCUGUGUUUUAUUUUGGACAGCUAAGCUAGUAUACUCGCGUGUACAUAUUGUAUGAAAAGGGGUGGUCACACUAGUCUAUUCUGUCCAGAGAUCCCUUCACAGAGCGGGAUGCUGUACCAGUUGUGAAGGGAAUCGAGAUGAAAAUCCCUGCCUAUAUUGGCACCGAGCGAGAACCGCUGAGUUGGUCUUUCGUCCCAGCUGUUAAAACAAAAACUGUACAGCAGUGUAAUUACUAGGAAGCUCAGUACUUGAUUGUCUAACCGGUGAUUAUUAUAGCAUAUUUGGUGUAACUGUAUUGUAGAAAUAAGUUAUAUAUUAUAGCUAACGAUAUUUAAAAUAUUGAUAAUUAUCCAGACAAAUGUUCAAGGAAUGCAUAUAUAUAUUCACUUAGACAUGUUGAAGAUACAGAGCUCAUUUCAGAUGUUAUUUACUUCCUGGCGGACGAAGUGAGAGCCAAAGAACAAUUAUGGAAUACCUUCCACAAAUACCAUGAUGACAGAAAGUUAAGAAUAACAGUUACGUACUGCAGGCAAGGCCGUUUCACGAUCGACAACUAAUGAUAUUUUAUUCAAUAUGAGUUAUAUUAUUUAUUUCCUUUUGCUUUUUUAUCGGUCAAUAAUUACGUCUCUCAUACAUUACUGAUUACACUAUUAGCGGUAUAUGCUAUUGGAAAGAAUAUUGUCGGUUUUUCUGUUUCUUUUGAAAUAUCGGUGAGUGGAUUGACUUUUAUAAGUAUAGUGUUUUUUUGCUUAAAAUUUUUAAAUCGAAAGAAUCCACGGUUAUUGUAGACACUUUAGUCUUUUCUGGACGAUGUUUCUCUACGAGAGCCACUACUGAGUGUGACCAAUUCCGCCUUGUAACUGAAAAACAUUCGGCAUGGCUGUCUAGAAAUCCCCGAACAGACAUGGCUAAUGUCUGUUAACACACACACACACACACACACACACACA